AUGGCAAGGGAAUCUCCGUCGUGCAACCAGCGUCGUGAAGCAAUGGAGUGUUUGCCAGCCCGGAGCUGUACAGUAACCCCACUUGGGCAUAAGUGCGUAGUCAUGGCGCCUAACCAGAAGUCCUUCUCACUACUGGGGAAACGGCGCAGUGCCCUUCCGCGGUGGCUCCCUUGGAUACAAUGUGCUUCCAAAUGA
This is a messenger RNA of Schizophyllum commune H4-8, 195 nucleotides long. RefSeq lists its product as uncharacterized. The transcript has a single exon. The coding region runs from base 1 to 195 and encodes 64 amino acids. Lineage: Eukaryota; Fungi; Basidiomycota; Agaricomycetes; Agaricales; Schizophyllaceae. The record is from RefSeq and is a predicted model, not a curated record.